Colletotrichum graminicola M1.001 is the source of this 3543-nucleotide messenger RNA. RefSeq names its product RhoGAP domain-containing protein. NCBI's taxonomy places the organism in Eukaryota, Fungi, Ascomycota, Sordariomycetes, Glomerellales, Glomerellaceae. Bases 1 to 3543 code for a protein of 1180 amino acids. Gene Ontology annotation, biological process: signal transduction; regulation of GTPase activity. The record is from RefSeq and is a predicted model, not a curated record. Gene Ontology annotation, cellular component: cytoplasm. The transcript is spliced from 6 exons.
AUGGCUGCCGUCAUGGAGGACUAUUUGGAGAGCCCAAUGGAACAGGACGACGUUUUCCCAUGCAAAGGUUGCGGAGAGAUCCUCGAGGAGGGCAAAGCGUUCGAGCUUGCCGGGAACCGAUGGCAUCUCAACUGCUUCCGCUGCAACACCUGCGGCACCCUCCUGGAUUCCGAUGCGAACCUCCUUCUCCUCGGCGAUGGCUCGCUCAUCUGCAACAACUGCACCUACAGUUGCAGUGCCUGCAACAACAAGAUCGAAGACCUUGCCAUUCUCACCGGCGACCAGGCCUUUUGCGCAACAUGUUUCCGCUGUCGCAACUGCAAGCGUAAGAUUGAGAACCUGCGAUACGCGCGGACAUCACAAGGCAUCUUCUGCAUGAGCUGCCAUGAAUCGCUCAUGGCAAGACGGAGGAAGAAAUCGAAAGCGGCAGCGCAAGCCAAGUCAAAAGAGAAGGACACAUCUCCCAUGAUCACGGACAAAUCCUUACCCGCGCUGCCGCCCAACGCUGUCCCUCCCAAUGCUUUCCACGAUACCCGGGUUGAUCCCGACUCAGACAAGGAGACACCCACUGAGCUGUCCCCCCGGCCGCGUCCGGCUUACGGUAGGAACGACUCGUCGUCAAAGAGUAGCGGUCGCCCAUCCCGCUCGCCUGAGCGAACCUCGGAAUCAACCAAGGACAGUAGUGGUUUGGGCCUGCCCUCGUCAAACUAUCGUAACAACCGCAACUCUGGCAUGUACGCCCCGAGCGGCAAUAACAACGGCGAUGUCAACAGCGGCGACGACGGCUUCUUUAUUCCAGUUGCCCUGGAUCAUACGCCGGCCUCGAGCGCGACCCCACGAUCCACUUCGGAGAACACACCGAGUGCGCCCAAGAAGCAAGACAAGGAGUACUUCACUCUGCCCCGGGCCAGCACGGACAAGAAGGGCGACUCCCAGUCGUCAACCCCCCACAUUGCCUUCCAGGAGAAGGGCCGACAACCGUCGGCUGAUUACGAGUCUGGAAACGUCAGGCUGCCCCUGCGCAAGACGUCGAAAUCGUCAAGACAUGACAACCGGUCGUCGGUCAUGAGUGACGAAAGGACGCAAAAGGUGGCCGCCAGCAAGCCCUCGCCGUCAAUUGACGAGUUCAAGCUGCAGGACGCGCCCAAGAGUAAGAAGCUCAUCAGCCCGAGACGCGCCUCGCACUCGGCCGUCAUGACCCCGGAAAGUGGCAGCGCCAGGAGUAGCGAAGGCGUUCUUCGCAGGGACAAGGAGCCUUUUCCGAGCUUGGCUUCGUCCGAAUCACCUCCCCGCAUGGGUGGUGGGACCACUAGAUCGUCCCAGGAUUCGAGACAGCGCGAUGAGGGCGAGGUGCGCCCCUCGUUUGACUCCAUCUCCUCCUCGCGAACAGACACGACGGCUGGCAAGUCCGUCACCCGCAAGGAGCUGCCAUCUUCACGCAGUGCAAACGGCGGCAAGCCUGGCGGCUCUCUGCAUCGAUCCGCUACAAACGAUGAGACAAGCUCGUCGGGCCUCUCCGCUGCGCGCCCGAGUAUGACUGAGCACAAACUCAGCGAUACUUAUAUGCAGCCUCGAGCGCCCCCUCAACCGCCUGGGGUGCCUGCGAACACCCCCAAACCUCCCGCAAAAGACGCAAAGGAUCAGACGAACGUUAACGAAGAAGGCAAGGUCUCACCCAAGCUACCGAGAUGGAGCGCCGGUGGCGAUUUUAGUAUGGACGAGGACAUGGCCAGAAUUCUCGGCACCGACGAAGGUUCAUCGUCUAUGAUGCGCCGUGUGUCAAACGCUGUUCGUCACGGUCGCACCAACAGCACCGAAGGCAGCCAUACUCAACAUCCUCAGCAUCCCCACAGAGUCGCUGGCCACGGGCGGAGUAUCAGCGAAACCACUCGUGGCACCUCAUCGCCUCGUUGGCCCAAGACGCCUCUCGUCGAGGACCCUAACGGGCAUGAGCUCAGCAGUCCCGUCUCCAUUCACUCGAGCGACGACCCGGCGGUCCUUAAGCGGCAGCUGCGUAGCUCGGAAAACCGUGUCGCUGAACUAGAGAGGCAAUUCACCACCGAAAAGGACCUCAAACGACUGAACAAGACACUUAUUGAAAAGCGCAAGACGGUCUCGGUACUGGACACCCAGACUGAGAUUAUGAUUCGUCAGCUCGAGGUCUUGGCCGGAUACGUCGAACGCGCAAAGGAGACAAAGACACCCGUCGAUCCCCGCGACUUGGAAGAAUCUGCAAUCAAAGAAUUCGUACAGAAACUUGACAAGGUCAAGCAGACGAUGAGCGCAGCGAUUGAGCAGCUCCAUGCCGAACGUGACGAGCUACUCGAUGAGAAGAACCAGGCCGUCGCCGACAGGGACCGCGCCCUCUUAGAAUUUGAGCAGCUCUCGUCCAAGAACGCCCAGCUUGCCGACAUGAACAACGACCUGACACACCAGAUCCAGGAGCGGUUCAAGUCUCAGAUCGGCGGCGAACUCAAGUCACCCAACGGAUUGGGCAUCUACAGUCAGAGCAAGGUGUUCUCGUCUUCUCAGCUGAACUUGACCGAUUCUACCAGCAUGGCCACGACUCUCAUCCAUGAGGCGGAUGAGCCCGUGGUCGAGGCUAGGCCGACCGUAGUCGACAUCAGGAAGGGUCAGGUCAAGAAGUUCAACUGGAAGAAGGGCUCAAAGGGCCUGGCACAGAACGUGGCCAAGGGCGUCAACCGUGCCGUUGUGGCUUUCCAGCAGGAGCGCGAGCGGGGCCCGCAUCAGGGCUUGACCGGCGACAACAUCGGCCUGCCGUACAAUAUGACAGUCUCCCAAGUGGAGGGCCCCAUUACCCCAGCCCCUGUCGCCGCGCCGAAGGGCUCGCAACAAGCAGUUGACCGCCAGGGUUUCGGCUUCUUCAAAAAGGGCAGCAACCAGAAGACCAUGUCCUCGACCAAUGUAUCGACGCCCGCCAUCGCAGAAGCGGCCACUACCUUGUUUGGUUCCGACCUCACCGAGAGAGCCGACUACGAACGUCGCACCAUUCCCAGCGUAGUCACGCGCUGCAUUGAGGAAGUGGAGCUUCGCGGUAUGGACAUUGAGGGCAUCUACCGCAAGACGGGCGGUAAUUCGCAGGUGAAGAUGAUCCAAGAAGGUUUCGACAAGAGCGAGGAUUACGACAUUUCAGACCCUGGCCUUGACAUCACUGCAGUGACGAGCGUGCUCAAGCAGUACUUCAGAAAGCUUCCGAUGCCGCUACUGACAUACGAGGUGUAUGACAAGGUCUUGGAGUCAAACGCUCUCACCGACCAGACCGAACGCUGCGACCACCUUCGGAAGGUGUUCAGCUCCAUGCCCGAGUGCCACCGCGACUGCCUCGAGUUUCUCAUGUUCCAUCUCGCGCGGGUGGCCCAGCGAGAGCCUGAGAACUUGAUGUCGCCCAAGAACCUGGCGGUUGUGUUUGCUCCGACCAUCAUGCGCGAUACCAGCCUGGAGCGAGAAAUGACAGACAUGCACGCCAAGAACCUGGCCGUCCAGUUCGUCAUUGAGAACAGCCAUACCAUCUUUACUGACUGA